Messenger RNA from Blepharisma stoltei, 231 nucleotides. Lineage: Eukaryota; Ciliophora; Heterotrichea; Heterotrichida; Blepharismidae. The record is from the annotation of a GenBank genome assembly.
AUGGGAUGUGGAAUUCACUCAAAAAAUAAGCAAAGCAGCAGCAAAAACGGUUCUUUAAGCCUUGAUAUUACAGAUAAAUCAUUAAACUACAAAGUAAAAACUGCAAGUUCUGCAAUUUUUCCUGAAAAACGAAAAAUCUACACAAUUCGAGUGUUUACUCCUGAAGAAGAUGGACUUCAUGAAGACCUCAAUACUUUAGAAAACAAUGUAAAAAGCAUCUGUGUUAUUUAA